Molecule: messenger RNA, 549 nt
Organism: Nicrophorus vespilloides
Lineage: Eukaryota; Metazoa; Arthropoda; Insecta; Coleoptera; Silphidae
Gene: RpS13
Product: 40S ribosomal protein S13
Exons: 3
Coding region: 79-534 (151 amino acids)
Biological process (GO): translation
Cellular component (GO): nucleolus; ribosome; cytosolic small ribosomal subunit
Molecular function (GO): structural constituent of ribosome; small ribosomal subunit rRNA binding
Source: RefSeq, a predicted model, not a curated record
AAUGGCGUAGCAAGCGCAUAGCCUUUUUCACGUAGACUUUCAUCUUGUUCACGUUAGUUAGCAAGAAAAAAUAAUAAAAUGGGUCGUAUGCACGCACCAGGAAAGGGUAUUUCCCAAUCAGCCCUCCCGUACCGCAGAACAGUUCCCACCUGGUUGAAGCUGAGCUCCGAUGAGGUCGUCGAACACAUCAAGAAGUUGGGAAAGAAGGGUUUGACCCCAUCGCAAAUCGGCGUUAUCCUUAGGGAUUCUUAUGGCGUUGCCCAAGUCAGGUUCGUCACCGGCAGCAAAAUCUUGCGUAUCAUGAAAGCCAAGGGAUUGGCCCCAGAUCUGCCAGAGGAUUUGUACUUCUUGAUCAAGAAGGCCGUAUCCAUCCGCAAGCAUUUGGAACGCAACAGGAAGGACAAGGACAGCAAAUUCCGUCUGAUUCUGGUCGAGUCACGUAUCCACCGUUUGGCCAGGUACUACAAGACCAAGAGCGUCGUCGCCCCCAACUGGAAGUACGAAUCCAGCACGGCCUCCGCUCUCGUAGCUUAAGACGUUUAUUAUGUG